Diaporthe citri is the source of this 990-nucleotide messenger RNA. RefSeq lists its product as uncharacterized. Gene Ontology annotation, molecular function: ATP binding; protein serine/threonine kinase activity. The coding region runs from base 1 to 990 and encodes 329 amino acids. The record is from RefSeq and is a predicted model, not a curated record. Lineage: Eukaryota; Fungi; Ascomycota; Sordariomycetes; Diaporthales; Diaporthaceae. The transcript is spliced from 3 exons. Gene Ontology annotation, biological process: peptidyl-serine phosphorylation; peptidyl-threonine phosphorylation.
AUGGAGAAAACAAGAAUAGGGGAAGAGGUGUCCGGCGAGGUGUCCUACGUGGAGAAGAUUGAGAUCCACCAUCUGAAUCACGAUUUGGAGAAAGACAAUGUCUUCGCACUCAAGACCUUCGAACAGAGAUUGGUUCCUGGGAUGUCAGAGGACAGAUUCCGCCACGAAGUUGACGCCAACCUCGACGCACCGAAACAUGAGCGAAUCGUCCGCCUCCUCACAGCUUUCAGCUACCGAGAGAAAUUCUAUCUUGUUUUUCCGCUCGCAACCGAAGGCAGCCUGGAAAAGCUGUGGAAAUCGUACAUCCCAGAAGGCAUCGAUCAACCCGAACAGCCUGCUCCGGCUAGAGUCGCGCAUUGGUACUCGGAUGAGUGGCUGAUCGGCGAAUGCCUUGGGAUCGCCGAAGCAUUGCUGGCUACUCACACCCUUCCUGGUGAUCACCCUGAAGGAACAAGUGGCCUUCUUCAUGCAGAUCUCAAACCUGAGAACAUCCUCUGUUUCCCGAAAUCUGAACCUGGCAAACCUUCAAUUGUAUUGAAGCUUGCAGACUUCGGAGAGGCCAAGCGCGUCAAGCCGAACGUGGAUCUGAAGGCAGGCAAGGUGGCACAUGUGAAGACUUAUCGACCACCAGAGCAUUCUACAGGCAACAUUAUCACGCUGAAGUACGAUGUAUGGUGCCUAGGGUGUCUGUUCCUGGAUUUUGUCACUUGGGCAAUACUUGGUCAAGAUGGUAUCGAUUCUUUCAAUGACCGCCGGGAGGGCGAAGAAGAUGAGGUUGCUGUUACCGAGAACCCUCGACAGGUUAUUGAGGAUACGUUUUUCAAGAGGACGAAGCAAGAGUCUGUGCCAUUCAUCUUGAAGAGACUGGAUGAUCAAUUGAAACGAGUAGUCUCGUUCAUUGGCGAGAAGAUGCUGAUCGUGGAUCCCGAAAGACGGGCGGACUCUCUUGAAGUGCGAAACUUCCUGAAAAUGGUUGUGGACGGUAUGUGA